CAAAAACCACUCAUGACAAUAGUCGAUGCUUUUAGUUUUCGUCUCCCUUCAUUAUAGACUUGCGUUGGUACACGGUUGAACCGUGCCAUAGACUCGUAGAACGUUUUCAAAGCGCCUGACCGGCCUCGUGUUUUUAAAGGCCUCGGCAAUUCCAAGUGAGGCAGACACACUUUCGAAAUCCUGAACGGGUUUAUCGCGUGGUUUCCUAGCUUUGCUUGAUAAGGCUCAAUAAGUUUCUUUCCUGCUCACGCUCUGGAUCGUGGCCCGGUGCUUCGAUCACUCGUGAGCUCUUUUAUUCGCAGAGCACCUCCAACUCUUCGCUAGACCUCCACACCCCCAUCUAAUUACCGUCUUCACGAAUCACGACUCCCAAUGUACACUUUCCUUCCCCUCAUUGCUCUCGCACUCUCCCCUGUGUCCCUGGUGCAAGGGAAAUCAUUAAUGUUCACCCACGCACACAAGGUCGCCGUCAAACACAGCGCUGGCCUCGCGCGCGACCUCCGCGUGGCAUUCGGUAGCAUCCUGGCCACGCAGCCCAGCUCCUCAUCAUCAAAUCUGAACUUCUACUGCGUUGGCUCUGAUGGGGAGGGUGUCAGCAUGCCUUCAUCUGGUAACUCGUCUUCAUCUCCAACCACGAACGGAAAUGCUACCUCCACUGGAUCGGCUGCGCCAUCAAGCACAAGCGUUCCGUCAUCGUCUUGGAAGGUAGCAAAUAGUUACAGUGGGCAAACGUUCUUCAAUGGCUGGAGCUUUUACACCUCAGCGGACCCGACAAAUGGGAACGUUCAAUAUGUAGAUCAAACCACCGCUCAGAGCGCAGGCCUUAUCGAGAUUAACUCGAAUGGGAACGCCGUGAUGCGUGUUGAAACAACGCCACAAGUCCAGACCAAUCGGCAGAGUGUGCGGAUCACGACUCAAGCCACUUUCGAUGGUGGCCUGGUUAUAAUGGAUGCCGUGCAUAUGCCUACUGGAUGUGGAACGUGGCCUGCUUUUUGGACAAAUGGCCCCAAUUGGCCAGCCGGAGGCGAGAUCGACAUCAUCGAGGGCGUGAACAACUACACGAACAAUCAAGCGACGAUUCACACUAACCCAGGGUGUAUAUUACCCUCCACCAGCAGCACCUUACUUAAUAUGUCUGGAACAUUGGUUGCGUCUACUGACUGCUCAGCAGCUCAGACCGGUAACCAGGGGUGUGGAGUUCGUUCUAACUCGAGCGUCUCAUUUGGAUCAGGGUUCAACGGAAUUGGUGGCGGUGUUUAUGCUAUGCUCUGGGACAACUCCGGCAUUUCAGUAUACUUCUUCCCCCGUGGAUCAAUACCAUCAGAUAUCUCUGCCCGAGCACCUCAGCCUCAGAAUUGGCCGGCUCCCAUGGCCAACUUUCCCUCAACGGAUUGCAAUCCUUACCAAUAUUUCAAUACCCAUUCCGCUAUUUUUGAUACCACGCUUUGUGGUGACUGGGCAGGCUCCGCUUGGAGCGGCACAGGUGUGCCUGGGCAAUCAGUGAGCUGCGCACAACAGACUGGUUUCUCGACGUGCUCUGCAUUCGUCCAGGCGAGUGGUGGCUCUUUCAGCCAAGCUUACUGGGAAGUCUCCAGCGUUACGAUAUACCAGAACACAUCAUGAAAUAUUCACGACACUGGAAGAAUAGAGUCUUAUAUAGAUCUAUCGUUGUAUUUACUAGGGUGUAUAUUGUAGCUCUAGAGAACGUCUGGAAUUGCACGGCAACACACGCUAGCCGAUGUUUGAAGUUACUA
Messenger RNA from Suillus bovinus, 1754 nucleotides. Its product is annotated as glycoside hydrolase family 16 protein. Gene Ontology annotation, biological process: glucan catabolic process. The record is from RefSeq and is a predicted model, not a curated record. NCBI's taxonomy places the organism in Eukaryota, Fungi, Basidiomycota, Agaricomycetes, Boletales, Suillaceae. The transcript is spliced from 6 exons. Bases 373 to 1623 code for a protein of 416 amino acids. Gene Ontology annotation, molecular function: hydrolase activity, hydrolyzing O-glycosyl compounds.